UCAAGUCAAGACGUCGUCUCUAUUCACAAUUAUUGUAGUUUGUGAAUUGUACAUACAGGAAAUAAAAUAAAUAGUAGUUUGCACUUUACUCUAAUUUUAAGCUAACUAUAAGGUAUUUAAACUUAAAACUCAGAUAUUUUGAAGCGAAUAAAAUGUCUUCACCACGCCCGAAAUCACCCCGGACUCCUGUAUUGCCUAAAAAAGAGGAUAAAGAAGAAUCAUUCUGGGACAAAAUUGGGACAAUCGGUCGUAAAAAGCGUAUCAAGGAAGUCCAGGAAGUGCAAGCUGAAGGCAAAUAUGCGAUAGACUCACCAGGGAGCCCCACUGCGCCAGAAAUUCCACCUGAGGACUAUAGUCUGCUUGAUAAUGAAGAAAGAGCAAUAAUAGAACAAAGGUCAUUAGAUGACCCCAGAGUGAAGGAGCUCAUUCAAGUUUUGAUUGACUGGAUAAAUGAUGAGCUUGCUGCCCAGAGAAUCAUUGUAAAGGAUAUUAGUGAGGACCUGUACGAUGGGCAGGUACUUCAGAAGCUUCUGGAAAAGCUCACAGAAACCAAACUUGAUGUGCCCGAGGUGACACAGUCAGAAGAGGGCCAGCGGCAAAAGUUGGCUGUUGUUCUCAGAGCUGUUAAUAGGGUGCUGUAUGGGACAUCAAAGCCAGUACAAAAAUGGAGUGUAGAUUCUGUGCAUUCCAAAAAUGUUGUGUCCAUCCUUCACCUACUGGUAUCUCUUGCUCGUCACUUCAGGGCACCCAUCCGUCUUCCUGAGAAUGUCAGUGUUAAUGUUGUGGUGGUAAAGAAAGAUGCACCCAAUCAGCUGUCCCAUAGAACCUACAUCGAGGAUAUAACAACUACUUACGACGACCUUGGUAUGAAAUGCGAAAGGGACGCGUUCGACGCACUGUUUGAUCAUGCUCCAGAUAAACUACAAGUUGUGAAAAAGUCAUUGAUCACAUUCGUGAACAAACACCUGACUAAGGUGAACCUUGAGGUGAUGGAUCUCGACACCCAGUUUCAUGACGGUGUGUACCUUUGCCUCUUGAUGGGACUUCUUGAGGGUUUCUUCGUGCCACUCUACGACUUCCACCUGACGCCGCAGGACUUUGAUCAGAAAGUGCACAAUGUGUCAUUCGCCUUUGAGCUGAUGCAAGAUGUUGGACUUGCUAAGCCUAAAGCAAGACCUGAAGAUAUCGUGAAUCUCGACUUGAAGUCAACUCUCAGAGUGCUGUACAAUCUCUUCACAAAAUAUAAAAAUAUGGCCUAAGUCAUCCACUUGUCAUUAUACAUAAUACGUCAUUGCUUUUAAUUAAUUUUACAUCACAAAUGCACGUUACUUAGUUUACAUUUAACGCACAAUAACUUAAUUUAAUAUUACAUUUAAUUAAACGCGUUAAAAAUACACUCGAUAACAAAUACAAAAAUUGGCUUUCCAGAUAUUAAAGUAGAUCGUAUAAAACAAUUGCAAAAAUCAAGUCAUUUUAUCAGAGACAUUUAUCUCAAACCGAAAGCAUUGGGUGUCUACUUUUUGUUUUCUUUGUUCAUGAGUGUAUUAUACAAACAAAUAUCUACAAGUUUGAAUUCAUCACAAAUUCUAAGUCUUGUGAACUUAAUAUUUAUUUGAUGUUAACGUUAAAAACGACGACGUAUUUUUAAGUUUUAUUUGUUUUUAUGUCU
Molecule: messenger RNA, 1669 nt
Organism: Pararge aegeria (speckled wood butterfly)
Lineage: Eukaryota; Metazoa; Arthropoda; Insecta; Lepidoptera; Nymphalidae
Gene: parvin
Product: beta-parvin
Exons: 8
Coding region: 153-1259 (368 amino acids)
Biological process (GO): substrate adhesion-dependent cell spreading; establishment or maintenance of cell polarity; cell projection assembly
Cellular component (GO): cytoplasm; focal adhesion; actin cytoskeleton
Molecular function (GO): actin binding
Source: RefSeq, a predicted model, not a curated record